UAUAAACAAAACAUUUUCGUUUCCAUAGUAACUAAACAUUUUUAUCGCUUGUGUAUACAAAAAUUGGUAGGUAAAAAGUGCUAAGCGACAAACAAGCUUUAAGAUGACCUUUGAUGAUCAGAAAAACAAGGGCUUUAUUAAACAUCCUUGGCAAACAACGAUUAAGGAUCAGUUUGUUUCUUUCAUCAAAUAUGGACAUAACUCGAUAUACAACCCACACGAUAAAACAAAAGUAAAGCGAGAUUACCCUCCAACAAAGUUUACAAUAAUCGGAAACAGGAUUGCUAAAGAAUUUAUUUACUGUGUAAAAUUAGUAAGUGGACUUUACAAAUACAGAAAAAAUGAUUUCGAAGCUCCUGAAAUACGAGGUGUUAGUAGUGUGGAAUGGCCUCAAGUUUGGAACGAUUUGAAACUACAAUACGGAGGUCUGGCUUAUUGCAUUACAAGUGAAGUUGCAGUUGUUGUAAACAAAAAAAUUCUUGGCGGGGAAAAAGAGUUGAAAGAAUUAGUCGAAUCGAAGUACAACUACCACAUAUGUCCUGAUUACUACAAAGAAGCAAUUGGAGAAUUUACUAAAUAUGUUGACAAUACUGGAAGGCCUUUCGUUUACAUACACUUUUCUGUUGAGGGCGAUUAUGACAUUUCUGGAACUAUGAUUUUCAUGUUAUAUUCGGAUAUCGUACCAAAAACUUGCGAAAAUUUCAUGCGCUUGUGUAAAACGAAGAGAGGAGGUUACGCUGGUACACCUGUACAUCGAAUAGUGAAGGAUGGUUGGAUACAGUGCGGUGGAUUUAAUUUGAAAUCUACGCAUUUGGAUUGCGAGAAUUUUAUCAUACCUCAUGAUAGACGCGGAGUAUUAUGCAUGGCUAAUGAUGGCAGACACAAGGACUGUUCAACUCAGUUCUUCAUAUUACUACAACCUGCACCAUGGAUGGAUCACAAAUAUGUCGCGUUCGGACAACUUAUUGACGGAGAAAAGACGUUACAAAGGAUUGAAAAUGUUCCCACUUGGUACGAGAGUCCGACCUUAAAAGUUGUUAUAUGCCAAGCCGGUCUUCUAAACCUGCAUUGUCAAGAGCUGGUCGUUUGUAAGGGGAUUUACGAAUAUAUCCAAAACCAUAUAGAAGAUAACUAUGAAAUCGCUGAAUUUCUACGCGAGUUUAUAAUCGACACGUUAUAUGUUGAACUUGAUGACAUAGCGCUUGCUCGAAAAUUGAAAGAAGAGGAAGGAGAAACCGAAGAUCGCACGAAUGUUCGAGAAACGAAAAGAUUUAUACGCAAAAAAGAAGAUAUAGAGAAACAAUUAAAGAAAGGAGAGUCAGCAAAAGACGUGGAUAUUGAAUCCUUGAGCGAUGAGUUAGAAGAUUACUUUGUGGAAGGCUACGAGUCGACAAAUCCUUACAAUACCGAAGCAGGGGAGGAGGAAUCACAGAAGACAAGCACAUCCAUAGAAAGGCCAAAACAACUAUUUUACUUUCCAUUAGCAGAUGUACCUUAUCCUGAAGAAAUCAGUUCUACUCAUGAUUUGAAGAAAUUUAUUAAAGGCCAUUAUUGUUUAGAAUCGGACCUUUUAAAAGAAACGCCAACGAAGUCUACUAAGCAGCAUGUUGUGUCAUAUGCUUCAGAAAUAUUCCAAUUCGCCCAACCUUGUGAUUCUGAAAACGCGUCAUUGAGUUCGUUGGAGUCUGACGAAGAAAAGGAAAUUCGAAGAUAUAUCAAAUUCAAUGUUGAUCGUGUGAGCUUCGCUGGAGAUGUAGUUAGAGCUAUCGCUAGAGGCGGCGGCAAGUUAAAUUUAUUCGAAGGCAGAAAAUCUGAAAACAUCUCUGACGAGGAAAUUAGAAGAUUCAGAGAGAGUUCGAUAGAACGUCGAUUGAAAGAAGGUCGAGCAAAAGCGGCGAUGGAUCAUCGACCAUCGGAUAAUCAGGAAAAAAAAGUAUCUAUAAUUGUGCCCGAUUUACCUCACGCUGAGAUGAGAAUUCACAGGCGUCCGACAGGCUAUCCCAGGGCGGAGCUCAUCGAUAGGGCAAUGAUAAGCAAAGAUAGUAUAUUAAUACCGGAGGAGGAGGAGUCUGUUGUGACUAGCCCAUCAGGUCAUCAGCUGGACCUGAGGAAGGUCCGCAUAGCGCCCAUGGCGUCAUCAGCAAAGCCAACGACUCGCCAGCAGGCGGCCGCCAUAGCUCAAGACGCGGACUCGGACUCUGAGUUGCGGCGGCGCUCCGUGCUCACGCGACUGAUGAAUGACGUCACCACUAUGGAUCAGAUCGGACCCACUCUCAAAGAUUAUAGACCGAUGGCAGAGACGAAACAGGGAAACAUUUUGUUGACGUUAUCAAACAAUUUUGAUGACAAAAGCGACGACGAAAAAGAAAGAUACAUACAGCCGACAUAUAAAAUCGAAACGCCGUCUUUCGAUAGAGUAAUGAAUAUACAGCACGGUAAGAAAAUGGUGCGAAAAGUCUCCUCCGAUUAUGUGAAGACUUUGGGCCAAAUCGAACAAACUGUGGAGAAUUCUAUUCGGAGUAUAGAAUUCGCUAAAAAGAGACCUUCGUUAUCUGUGGCGCAGUAUCAAAAGAAAAAUCAAUUGAUGCGUCAAAGUUUGAAAGAAACUAAGGAUGAUUUAUAGAAAAUGAAAUUCCAAACGCCAAAGCGAACUAAAUUUUGAAAAUAUUACUUUUGUAUUGUCAUAUAAAUAAAUAUUUUUUUAUUA
Messenger RNA from Papilio polytes (common Mormon), 2707 nucleotides. RefSeq lists its product as uncharacterized. Bases 104 to 2623 code for a protein of 839 amino acids. The record is from RefSeq and is a predicted model, not a curated record. Gene Ontology annotation, biological process: protein peptidyl-prolyl isomerization. Gene Ontology annotation, molecular function: peptidyl-prolyl cis-trans isomerase activity. Lineage: Eukaryota; Metazoa; Arthropoda; Insecta; Lepidoptera; Papilionidae. The transcript has 17 exons.